CUUGGCCGCCAUCCAUCUAGCGAGUCGUUGUCCCUCCCUCUCCGUUAUUCCCUCUCUCCUCGCCCCGCCUGCCUUGGUGCCUGCUCGUCCUCGCCCGCACUCUUUUUCUCUGGCUUUCCCCCGGCCAGCUUUCGCCUCUGGCCGGCCACACGCAGCCGGACGGACUCCGCAGGCACACACAGCAUAACGCGGGGGAGAAAAAGCAAGAAGAAAACACAACUGGACAACUGAGGGGAACAACAAGCGGGCGCAGUGCAGCAUCGCGCUCCCCCGCCACGUGUGUAAAUCGGUGUUGCUUUCAACGGCCUAUGAGGGACAUAAUUUUUUUUUUCAUCAGAAAAGUGAUAUUCGAACUUUCGAAGAUGUAAAGAGUCUGCGUGUGCUGCUAAGCUUGAGCUGGACACAUUCAUUCAGCGGCACCGUUAGCUCGCUCGUCUCUGUGGAAACCAAUUUUUUUUUGGUGGGGGGGAAGUGGGGAUCAAGCCGAAUUCCCCAAUUGUCCGCGGGAAGAAAGAAGACAAGAAAAAAAGUAAGAUGCUGUCCGAGCUGAGCGCCUGGUUCUGGCAAGAGCGGUUGUGGUUUCCCGAAGGUCUGGGCUGGGCUGACCUGGAGGACCGGGAUGGACGAGUGUAUGCCAAAGCGACCGAUUUGUGGGUGGCCCUGCCCAUCGCUCUCUUAUUCCUAAUUGUCCGUCAGGUCUUUGAAAGGACGGUGGCAACGCCUCUGGCCUCUUUACUCGGGGUAAAAGAAACAGUACGGCUCAGGGUGCCUCACAACCCCACACUGGAGUCCUACUAUUGCAAAGUUACCAAAAACCCCACGCAGGUUUCUCUUGUGAGUCUUUGCAAGCAGACGGGCUGCUCGGAAAGACAAGUGCAACGAUGGUUUCGAAGGCGGAGGAAUCAGGACAGGCCGAGUUUGCUGAAAAAGUUUCGAGAGGCCAGUUGGAGAUUUACCUUUUACCUUCUUGCUUUCAUUGCUGGCCUGGCCGCCCUCAUCGAUAAACCUUGGCUGUAUGACGUGCAGGAGAUGUGGCAAGGCUUUCCUGUUCUGACUCUGCUCCCAUCUCAGUAUUGGUACUACAUGAUCGAACUGGGCUUCUACGGCUCCCUGCUCUUCAGCGUGGCCUCCGAUGUCAAACGCAAGGACUUCAAGGAGCAGAUAGUCCACCAUGUGGCAACCAUCCUCCUCAUCAGCUUCUCGUGGUGCGUCAACUACAUCCGUGCCGGAACGCUCAUCAUGCUGGUGCAUGACUCCUCUGAUUACCUCCUGGAGUCUGCCAAGAUGUUCAACUAUGCUGGCUGGCGAAAUGCCUGCAACUACAUCUUCAUCGUAUUCGCCGCAGUCUUCAUCGUCACUCGCCUCGGCAUCUUUCCCUUCCGGAUCAUCUACUGCACUUGGGUGUACCCAGUGACCAUCUACGAGCCCUUCUUUGGCUACUACUUCUUCAAUGGUCUUCUCAUGGUGCUGCAGUGUCUUCACAUCUUCUGGGCCAUUCUCAUCAUACGGAUUGCCGUCCGCUUCCUCUCCAACAAUGAAAAGGUGGAUGACGAGCGGAGCGACAAGGACGAGACGGACGAGUCCGAAGAUGAGGAGGAAGAGGAGGACGUUAAAAAGGUCCCAAAGGCAAACGGACCACUGCAGAACGGCCACGUGGUGCUCAAUAACAACCACAGCAAGUUGGAAUGACAGCAACGACGUGCGCGCCGCAUGGACUCGUAUGCCGGCGGCACUGGCGGCGGCGGCGAGAGAGAUGCAAAUUUGACACCUUUGUACAGCACGACACACACACACAUAUACACACACAUUUGGACAAAGCCAAACGAACACGGCAGGAAGCAUCAUGGCUCGGUCUUGCUUGGUCACCAACGGCGGCUUGACGCUGACGUGGGCCCACAUGCGUUCUCACUGCAGACAGGGAAGAAACUGGAGAGGAGGGAGGAGGGGAGUGACCGCGCCACGCCCCGCGUAGUUUUCCUCGCUCGCUCCAACUCUGUGUGCCUUACAGCCGAAUAACGGCUUCUUUCAAAAGAAAAAAAAAAAACAAACAGAACACCAUUUUGAAACCUCGCUUUAAUUGUUUCUGCUUUUUGCUUUGACUAAAACUGAACAAAUGGAGCAUCCCUUUUAUGAAAGGGGAGGUCGGGGCAUUUAUUUUCCUGAAUUGUGUCUAUGCAACGAGCUAUCGCGAUGUCUUUGCACAACCUCACACUUCCUUUCUUUGACUUUCUAAACUGUGUGCCUCACACUUUCUGUCAAGAUCUUGGGACUUUCAUUCACUUCCAAUUCCACAAAGCUACAGUCCCAAAA
Molecule: messenger RNA, 2310 nt
Organism: Hippocampus comes (tiger tail seahorse)
Lineage: Eukaryota; Metazoa; Chordata; Actinopteri; Syngnathiformes; Syngnathidae
Gene: cers2b
Product: ceramide synthase 2b
Exons: 11
Coding region: 535-1689 (384 amino acids)
Biological process (GO): ceramide biosynthetic process
Cellular component (GO): membrane
Molecular function (GO): sphingosine N-acyltransferase activity; DNA binding
Source: RefSeq, a predicted model, not a curated record